CUACACGGUGCAGUAUCCAGCACCACCCAUGGUGAAGUCUGCUGCACUGUUCUGCUCUCAGCCUGUACAGACUGUAGUACGAGACGAGUCCGACUUCCUGUUUAGCGCGUUUUCCGCUGGCAGCACGCCGACUCCGACACCGUGACGUCACUGCGUGUGUUCCCUCUGCGCGCGCGGAGGAAAGCGUUCAUUUCGGAGCUUCCCGGUUGGCUCGUGACGCUCAGGUCGCGAUCAUUACUACUUCACUGGAGAGACAGAUAGCGACAGAGAGAAAGAGAGAGACAGAGGAACGACAGACACCGAGCUCGAGUCUCAUGUCUGUAGCCUGAGUGUCCCGGCCUGACAUGGCAGCUGAGGAGAACGAAUGCUCAAGCCUCCAGCUCUCCAAACAGAGCUCUGGUCCCGUGAGGUCGUGGGAGUUGGAGUCCUUCCUGGCCAAUCGCACACUCAGUUUCGUGUCCCAGCUUGAUGAGCGCUACAUGUGCCCGGCCUGCGGUGGCGCCAUUCUUAACCCCCACCAGACGGGCUGUGGCCACAUCUUCUGUGCCAAGUGCAUUAGAAUGUUCAUUGAGAGCAGCGACACAUCCAAAUGUCCCUUAGAUGGCAUUUUGAUCAAGGCAGAGGAGGUUUUUCAAGACAACUGCUGUAAAAGAGAACUACUAAAUCUUGACGUUUACUGUAGCAACGCUCCAGAUUGUGCACAGACGGUGCCUCUGUGUAAUCUGCAGAAGCACCUAACGCUCUGUCAGUACGAGACUCUGCAAUGCUCCAACCCAGGUUGCACCGACAUCCUGUUACGCAAGAAUUUACCAGACCACCAGCGACGCCUCUGUCCCUUUCGCACAGAAUUCUGUCGCUACUGCACCAAGCCGUACCCUAUUACACAGCUUCCAGACCAUGAAAAUAUGUUGUGCCCCGAAGCUGAAGUUCAGUGUCCCAACAACUGCUCGGAGGUUGUUAAGAGGCAUAAGCUCAAAGGACAUGUAGAUGAGUGUCCGGAAGUGGAGACAGACUGCAUUUAUAAGCAAUACGGCUGCAUAGUCCGAGAUAAAAGAAGCAAAGUGAAAGUCCAUGAAUACACUGAAUUUAGCCACCAUGUGCUUCUUGUACUGGAGAGCAACAGCAAGCUCGCUAAACAGGUAGAUCAGCUGCAGCAGGACUUGGCCUUCCAGGAGAGGGAGCUGAAGGAGAGGAACGUGCUUGUUGCCAGUCUUAACAGAGAGGUGACCAAGUGUGACAAUACAUUUUCUGCCAUCCAGAGGUCAAUGGUGGAGCAGAGGGAGUGUGUCUCCAACGUUAAACAGGAGCUGCAGGAACUUCGCAGUGUUCUAGAUGCUGAGCUGGCUAAAGAGGAGCUGAGUGCCCUCCGAGUUUCACUCGAUUCUCUCAGACAGCAGGUGGCAAUGAUGCAGAGCCUCAGAGAUCACGUGGGAGCUUUAGGGCAGACUUGUCAGCGCCACACUCGACUCCUGGACAUCCACGUGGAGCAGCUGCAGUGCAACGAGCAACGUUUUCGCCAGCUUGAGUCGACGUCGUAUGAUGGAAAGCUCAUCUGGAAGGUUCACGACUACCAGCGCAGAAAAGAUGCCGGUGCUCCUCUCACCUCGCCGCCUUUCUACACCGGCCGCAGCGGCUACAAGCUGAGCGCCCGCGUGUAUCCGGAUGGGGAAGGAAGCGCCCGGGGCACGCACCUCUCUCUCUACGUCAUGGUGAUGAGAGGCGACUUCGACUCGCUGCUGCCGUGGCCGUUCCGCCAGGGCGUCACGCUAACCGUGCUGGACCAGAGCGGCUCACGCAACCACAUCAGCUGCAGCUUCACCCCCGACACCAACAAAGAGAGCUUCCGCAGACCCACGGCCGACAGCAACGCCGCGUUAGGGUUCUCCCGCUUCAUCUCUCACACUGAUCUGGAAGGUCCCCGAAAUGCUGUCUACAUACGAGACGACACACUGUUUAUCAAAGUCAAGGUGGACACAACAGGGUUGGAGGAUUUGUAGUGCAUUCUGGGAAAGUGGAUCUAGUAAAGCUGGCCUUUAUAAGAUUUUUUAAAAAAAAUUUAAAGAUAUGAAUACGUAUAGUCAACUCCAAAUUUAAUGGCACCCUUCAUGACAAUGCACAAAAACGACUACUGCCUGUAAUGAGUGAUAAACGCUGGUUUCAAAAUUAUUGGCGCCCCCACAAUUAAUAUUUAUUGAAUCCUCUCUUGGAGAGUAUGAGGUUUUUUUACUUUCUGUAAUGUCUAACAAGUUUGGAGACACGUGUAAAGGGAACUGGAUCACUCAAUCAUGUACAACAUUUCAAGCUUUUUUAUAUGCUUAGAGUUGCGCAUACAGUUUUUAAUAGGUUUCAAAUCCAGAGACUAUUUUUUAGGCAAUAGAGAUAAGUUAUUGAUUUGUUUCCAUAAUAAUGCAUGUUGAUAUGGGGGUCAUAAUCUUGUUGCUUUGACCUCCUGGCAGAGCCAACCCUGUUUUGGGCUGACAUAUUCUGAUACAUUAGAAUAUUCUGAUGCUGCAGAAUUCAGAGUCACCUGAAACUUUCACACAAGCCACUGCUGUGUUUUACAGUGGGCUACAGUCAGGUGCUUUUUCCUUUUCAUCCUUGUCUCUCUUUGAUGGAUUGCAUGGCCAGAAAUUAGCGUGCAAUUAGCAUGCAAUGCUUCUAAACAAUUUGUUGUUAUGCAGAUGGUGUCUACUAGCAUUUCAAAUAUUACAAUCCCAAAUUUUCCCUAUGAUGACUGAUAUGUAAAAACUCAUUUAUAUGCAGAGGAAACAGGAACUGGUCAAACAUAAUAAAGUUCCUGAAGACAAAGCAAUUUAUAGAUUUUUUUUUAAGUUUUCAUCGCUGUGUGAAAAUAAUUUUAGCCAUGUAUGUUUUUGAGAGAUAUUUUCUUAACAGUAUUUUUAUCGGAGGAAAGUGAAGUACGUUCUCCUGAUUGAGUGAUGAUAUUGACUCAUUGUGUGUUGCGCUAAUUUUAUAAUUAAGGUUUAAUGUUGUCUCUUGAAGGGUGCCUGUAAUUCCAGAGCAGACUAAGUUAUUCUCAGCCACAGAUUGUUUUUUUGUUUGUUUAUUUGUUUUUUAAAUAGUGAAUUUGCCAAGAAAAUGAGGAAAUAACUCAGAUGAGAAGCUGAGACACUGUAGCUGACUGUGGUUUCUAAAAGUCUUUGUAUUUUUAUUUUUAUUUUUAUACGUGGUCAUAACUGUUAUUAAUGGCAUGCUGUGUGAUUUACUCAAAUAAAGAUCUGGCACAUCUUCA
Ictalurus punctatus (channel catfish) is the source of this 3253-nucleotide messenger RNA. It is a transcript of the gene traf5, whose product is annotated as Tnf receptor-associated factor 5. Gene Ontology annotation, biological process: positive regulation of JNK cascade; protein K63-linked ubiquitination; tumor necrosis factor-mediated signaling pathway. Gene Ontology annotation, molecular function: thioesterase binding; zinc ion binding. Gene Ontology annotation, cellular component: plasma membrane signaling receptor complex. The record is from RefSeq and is a predicted model, not a curated record. Bases 345 to 1997 code for a protein of 550 amino acids. The transcript has 11 exons. Lineage: Eukaryota; Metazoa; Chordata; Actinopteri; Siluriformes; Ictaluridae.